This is a messenger RNA of Didymodactylos carnosus, 1035 nucleotides long. The record is from the annotation of a GenBank genome assembly. NCBI's taxonomy places the organism in Eukaryota, Metazoa, Rotifera, Eurotatoria, Philodinida, Philodinidae.
AUGGGAAAUAUCGAUAGUCGAAAUGAACGUUUUUACAAUUUGUGUGGAUUGGGAAAAGCUCAUUUAGUUGAAAAAAUGUUGGAAAAUGAUCGUGUUUAUCAUACAAUUAAUAUUGAUUGGCUAUCCUUUGAAACUCAAUCGACACCAUUGUUAAUUGCAUCAGCGAAUGGACAUGAUUUAGUGGUGGAAAUAUUACUACGUAACAAUGCCAAAAUUGAAGUGAAAGAUUCUCGUGACGCCUCACCACUUCAUCACGCAGCCCAACGGGGUUAUACAGAAAUAGCAAAAAAAUUAAUAAAAGCUGGUAGUGAAAUUAAUGCAAGAGAUAAACUAGGAUGGACACCAUUGAUGAAAGCUUGCUAUUGGGCUCAUCCUGAUAUUAUUUUGACAUUGCUAGAAGCUGGAACUGAUAUUGACGCUCAAACAGAACAAGGAAGAACAGCAUUACAUGAAUUAUGUCGUUCUCCUCCACCGCCAUUCCCCUCUUCUGUUGACAUUGAACCAAUGUUAGCUGAAAUAUGUUGUAUGUUAAUUGAAGCCGGUGCCGAUGUGAAUAAGAUCGAUAAUGAUCAAUUUACACCCUUGAUGUACGCUGCCUAUCAUAAUCAUCCGAGUGUGGCACUUGUUCUAUUAGAAUCCAAUUGUAAUAUGAAUGAUACGGAUAAACAAGGAUGGACAGCAUUACAUUGGGCAGUUGAUCGUGAUAAUAGUGAAAUUGUUCAAUUAUUAAUUGACAAAGGUUGUCGAACAGAUCUUUCAUCUCAACGUAAUGAAACUGUUUAUUCUCGAAUUAAAUCGACAAAAGUAAAAGAUAUUUUAAAACAUGUAAAACGUCUUUCAACAAUAUCUAUGUCAAUGACAAAUGUUUGUUUAUUAACAAAUGGAAAUGAUAAUCAUAUUGAUCAAGAUUUACUUAAAAAAUUAACACGAACAACAUCUGUAAUGGAUACUAGCCGACCAUUGCUCGCUAUUAAUGAACAACAGAGUCGUAGCCAUCAUACGACUACACCUGCACUGAGUUCAACUGAAGUUUGA